Striga asiatica is the source of this 2095-nucleotide messenger RNA. The record is from the annotation of a GenBank genome assembly. Lineage: Eukaryota; Viridiplantae; Streptophyta; Magnoliopsida; Lamiales; Orobanchaceae.
AUACAUUGAAAUAAAAUUUUAAGGUCAAAAACACUGAAUACCCAAAAACCAUCACCUAAAUCAAAAUCCACAUAUAUGGCCCCUCCAACUCCAAGAUUAGUAAUUCCCAUAGACCUCAAGAGAAGUCCAUGGCACCAAAACCCACCGCCCCACAACCGGUGGCACCCAGAGAUACCUCCGGUGGCCGAGGUGAAAUCCGGCGAGGUUUUUCGGGUGGAGAUGGCCGACUGGACAGGUAGGGCCAUUUCCGAUGAUGAAUCUGCACUCGAUGUAAAAACCUUAGACCUUUCAAUUGUUCAUUAUCUAAGUGGGCCUAUUAGAGUUGUGGACACGGACGGUAAACCAGCCCAGCCCGGAGAUAUUUUGGUUGUGGAAAUUUGCAAUCUGGGCCCACUGCCGGGCCAUGAAUGGGGCUUCACUGCAAUAUUUGACCGGGAGAAUGGUGGUGGAUUUCUGACCGACCAUUUUCCUUGUGCAACCAAAGCAAUUUGGUAUUUUGAAGGGAUAUAUGCCUACUCUCCUCAUAUACCUGGUGUAAGAUUCCCGGGUUUGACACACCCGGGAAUAGUAGGAACCGCACCUUCAAUGGAAUUACUAAGCAUAUGGAACAAAAGGGAAAGGGAGCUUGAAGAAACCGGUCUCGAAUCUCUCAAAUUAUGCGAAGUUCUACAUUCGAGGCCGCUUGCAAACCUCCCAUCGACCAAAGGGUGUGUUCUUGGCAAGAUUAAAGAAGGAACUUCGGAAUGGGAAAGAAUAGCGAGAGAGGCUGCUCGGACAAUACCCGGACGAGAAAAUGGAGGGAAUUGCGACAUCAAGAAUCUAAGCAGAGGCUCGAAAGUUUACCUUCCCGUUUUUGUGGAGGGCGCAAACCUUAGCACGGGGGACAUGCAUUUCUCACAAGGCGACGGUGAAGUCACAUUUUGUGGCGCCAUCGAGAUGAGUGGCUUUCUCGAGAUCAAGUGUGAGAUCAUAAGGGAUGGCAUGAAAAAGUACCUCACCCCAAUGGGCCCGACCCAUUUGCACGUGAACCCAAUAUUCGAGACAGGGCCCGUCGAGCCCAGAUUCUCCGAGUGGUUGGUGUUUGAGGGAAUCAGUGUGGACGAGAGCGGGCGGCAGCACUACCUCGACGCCAGCGUGGCGUACAAGCGCGCGGUUCUCAAUGCCAUCGACUACAUUUCCAAAUUCGGAUACUCCAAAGAACAAGUUUACCUUCUGUUGUCGUGCUGCCCGUGUGAAGGAAGGAUCUCGGGAAUAGUCGAUUCACCCAAUGCCGUCGCUACACUUGCUGUCCCGAUUGCCAUAUUUGACCAAGAUAUUCGUCCCAAAACCUCGGAUGUGCCCGUCGGACCACGUGUCGUGAGGAAUGGAGGCCUCCCGCAGUGUAGUUAUGAUGGGAGCUUGCCGACCACAGUAAACCCUUCUGCUACACUUUGAUUAUUUAUCAUGAAGCAAGAAAACAUUAAAUUGUAAUAUGGCGGCUAAAUAAUCAGUCUCUGUAGGCAUAAGGGAACUUAUGAAUAAAAGUCGUGUAUAUAUAUAUAGUUUUUAAUUUGACCACGUGCGUUGGCUUGUUGCACAUUUUUUAUUAUCAUUUCAAAUUAUAAAUAAUACAAAAAAAUGAAUAAACUAUAUAAAUAUAAAAAAUUAUAAUUUGAAAUGAAUUUGAUUGGUAUCAAGACGUGUUCAAGAUUGAACCUUUUAUUUUUUAUUUUAAUUAUUUAAAUAUCAUUUUUAGACCAUUUGACCGUUGAUCGUUGAUUUCUGGCGACUGUUGACUUCCGACGUUGACCCAUUGACGUGGUAUGCAUUAUGUAUGAAGUAAAUAUAUAUUCAGCAGUAUGCACUUAAUAUGAACUAACUAUGCAUUUGGUAUGAAUUGCAUAUGUAAUUCUUAUGUACUCAAUAUGCACAAAUAAUAUCAACGCAGUAUACACUGUUUAUGAACUAAGUAUGCACUACAUAUGAGCUAAAUGAGCAUAUAAUAACUAUUAUAUUUUGUUGUUUAAUUAAUGUAAAUUCUAAUUGAUUAAUAUGAGUCAUUGAUCUACACAAAUAAAUAACUAUGGUUGGACCUCACAUGAACUAAAAUGCAUUA